AUGAAAGGCUUGGUCGACCUCGGGGGGACUCGAACCUACGACCUUGCGGACGUUAGAAAUGAGUUAUGCCAGCUGAGCUAUGCCUCAUGUACAUCAAAGCGAAUAUAACUUCGAAAAAAAAAAAUUUGUUUUUGGUUUUAUAGUCAGCUCUAUUCGUAUAUAUAGUUUUAACAGUAAAAAAGGAGAUCUAUCGGAUCGGAUCUUCAAGUUCAAUUUUUUUCUUUUUUUUUCAAGUAGCCAUCACUUAUCAUAAGUGCCACCCUCUUGGAAUGCCGUGAAUCCUAUGACUCACAAAUCAAGAAAAAAAGUUUUUUUUUACAGGGGAAUCAGAGAUAUUGUUCUGCAAAAAGGAAGAGAGAAUUUUUGAAAGGGAUAGUAAUUUUAAUUCUAGAAUUGGAAAAUAAAUUCAUCGCAUUAUUUCGAUGUUUCAAAGUCUUUAAAAAAAGUCUCUUUUUCAAAUUUUUCCUAUUCCGCGCCUGUUUGUCAUGAUUUUUAUUCUUAUCCGAGCUACAAGACCCUUCCCUUCGAAUCGCUUGUCCUGUUUCUGUGCGUGCGCCUUUAAUAUAACGAAAGUUUUUAAGUUGUUUUAAAGGCGCAGACAAAAAAAGACAGGAUCUUCCCUUCGAUUUGAGUGGUCUGCCCCUGUGCAUGCGCCUUCAAUUGAACCUUAAAGUUCUGUUGAUAUUAAAGGCGCAUCACAGAGACCGGCCCCGUGCAUCGAAGGGAAGGUAAGUCGAUGAAAAAUGAAAAUCGUGAGAAGCUGGAAUAUAACUAAAUCAUGAAGAACUUUUUCCUUUUUUUUGGAAUCUGGAGGUCCUAAAGUACAUUCCAACCAAUUUUCAUCAAAAGUUGGAGUUGUAAACGAUUCCCGUUACCUACGAGUUUACAUUAAAUUCGCGUUUUCGUCUAAAUAUUUAUCUGUUCAUUGCUCCGUUUUUGCUUGUUUCUAGCCGGUGCUCGCUGGCCAACGAAACGACACGACCGGACGGCGGAGAGAGCGUGCCGAGGAUGGAGAGAGCAGACAGCCGGAACCAGUUGGCGUAUGUCGUCGAACGCGAAGACGAGGAGGAGUUCCACGAUGCCGCCAGCACGCUCCCCAAACUAGAUUCCGUUGGUUUCCCCUCCAAUUCGUCUUCUUUUCUUUUCCCAUCCAGUGUAUCAUCAUUCUUACCUUUAUUUUUUUGUUUUUUAACCCUCUGAAGCCGAUUUUUUUUGUUUUUUGUUGUGUUCAAGGAACAAAGAUCAAGGUUCAGAAGGUCAUUUUUGAUUUUCGUGUUUUUAGGAAGGUUUUCAAAGAUUAUAAUGAGUUCAUUAUAGACUUUAAGCUGUCUGGAAAGAACCACGAAAAUUUUAAUACCUUCUUGAAGUUUUUAAUCGACUUUAUACUCUAUAAUUCGUUUUUCCUGAAUGCAUUUUAAUGUUUUUAAAGGAGAUUUGAUGAAAUUAUUGAGAAAAAAAGAGACUUUUUCUAGUGUUUUUCCAGAUUUUUAUAGGCUAUUUUCGCUUCCUAGCAAGCUUUUUUGAUAGACUUAUGAGAUUGUGAAAAUUUUAAAAUGUCCUUUUUGAGUUUAUAUUCAGUUUCGUGUUGAUUGGAGAUACGUAACAUGUUUCAAAAUGCAAAAAAGUGUCCAAAUUUACUCCGAAAUAGUACUAAUUUUUGUAUCGUAGCUUUUUUUUUUGGAUUUUGGAGCAAUUUUUGUUUUUUUCUGAUGAACGCGCCAUACAAAUAUUUGCAAAAAGUCUCAAAAUCGAAUUUUUCGCUUUUUAUGUGCUCAAAAAUGGUCAAAAAUAGCAUUUCGAGGCUGUUUCAUUUCGUUGAGCUUCUGCAAAUGGAUAAAUUAUUCCUUUUGAAAAUCAAAAAAAGUUGUUUUUGACUUUAAUCUGGGUAAAUUAUCUCGUUUAUUCCGUUUUAUCAUUGAUAUAAGAUUUUCUUGACGCUUAAAAAUUCAUAUAACCUUUUCUAUAACCUUUAAAAAAAAACUUCUGAUAAAAAAAAGCUUUAAUUCUAAUGGUGCCUCUAAAUUUCACAGAAAGUUUGAAAAUUCAGUUGAAAACUUGAAGGAAAAUGAUUUUUUUUAAAAAUAUUCUCCUACCUUUUUUUGUUUUCAAGUGGAUAAAAUUCGACGUCAUUCCACGUCAAAAAUUGGGUUGUUAUGAGAUUUUUUCACCUGUUUUGAUGGCUUUAUUAUUAACAGAACAACUCGAAAGGUAUAUUUUUCGAGAGAAAUUAUGUUUUUUCACAUUUCUCACUUAGGAUCUCUGAAAAAAGGCAAUUUUGAAUCAGUUAUUUUCCGUUGUUUUUCAUUUAAAAUUGAAAAAUAUGCCCACAUUUGUAGUGGGAAAAUUCGCAGACUCGUGACUCAAAAAUCCAAUUUUUUCUCUUUUUGUGGUUCUGUAGUUUUAUUUUAGUUUCUCGUGAAAGAAACAAUAAAAAAGAUCUUUUUUGAGACGAUCAUUAAAUUUAAUGAUUUCCCCGCAAAAAUUUCAUUUCAAAUUUCAUCAUUUUUUUAACCCGGAAGCUGAUCUGAUUCUAGAGAAGCUUUGUAUCAUGAUCCUGGAUGUUUUCGAAGUUUUGAAAAAAAAAAGAAACAAAAUUUGAAAUUUUUGGUCUAAUUUGGAAUGAACUGUGCAUUGAAUAGAUUUUUUUCAUAGGGAUUUUUUUUCAUGAUUUUGAUUGAAUCAGUUUUUUUUUUGGAUUUAUUUAAAUGAAAUUGCAAAGUCGAUUUAUCAAACUAUAGACCAAAGUUAAGGGAAACAUCGGUUUUUUUCGGUUUUUAAUAAUAGUAUUUUUUUCGAAGCAUUUUAGAUUUUUUUGAAAAAAAUAAAAAAAUAUAAGGAAAUUAUACCUUUCUUCCUACAAAAAAAUGCAUAGAAUCUUGUUUUCUUCGAAUUUUGGAGUGAAAAUUUAUUAUUGUUCAAUUCAAUACUCUAACCGCUUCAGUCUUUAGAGCACUUUUUUUAUUAUUUUAAACUCGGUUGAAAAAUAUUUUUAUUUUUUUAAGAAGAUGCGAUGAGCCGUUUUCGGGAUUUUUUUGUGCUUUCAAACAUUAAAAAAAUUCCUUGAAGAAAAAGAAAUAAAAAAAUCUAAAAAAAGUCUGUGGUUUUUAACUGUAUUCAGUUCAUAUGUGGCUCGAAAAACCCUUUUUUCAAUAGAAAAUGAUCGAAAUUUCGAAUAAAGAGUAGUUUUAUUGAUUAUAAAGAGAAAAAAAUUCAAAACAUUCGGUAUCGGCGGCCCGCCGUUUUUUGUUUGCUUUUUCCUUCUUUCUUCCGUUUGUGUCCCUUUGACCACUCUCAUUUUUUCUUCUCCCCCAUUUUUUGGCUUUCCAGAGGCCGAUCCUGAAACGGGCGGUAGUUGCUCAGGAGCCCGACGACAUGACCGUGAGCAACGACGGCGUGGCGCGCGCCUGUCCGCCCGCCAUCGAUUUCAAUGAAGCCAUUCAGGUUUUUUUGUUGUUUUUCAUGGGUUUUAGAGGAUCCACCCGGGACGACCCGAUCCCGACACUUUCACUAAUUUUCUUCAUUUUUUCUCAUUUUCAAAUUUGCGGGUCAGGUUGCCCCGGACGACCUGGGAGACCCGCCGGCACCUUUUUUUUUGUUUUCAAGAAGCGAGCAGGUAAUUUAAUUAGCUCAGAAAAAAAUUUUUUUCUGGCGGGAAUUUUUGAGAAAAAAGAUAUAAAAUAAGGUGAAUUUUAAAGAAAAAUUAUCUUUGUCUUAAAAUUAUGUAGAUUUGGAGAGCGGUUUUAAAAAUUUUUUAGAUGUUAAGAGCGAAUAGAAAAAAAUUGAAAAGGAUAAAUUAACACGAAAAAAAACUCUUUUGCCUUGAAAAUUUUUUGGAAACUUCUCUUUUCAACAUAUAAGGAAUCCAUCAAGAAUUUUGAAACAAACACUCUUAACUUUUUCAUUACUUAUUUUUGCAGGAUUCGCCGAGAUUUCGCGCAGUUUUGGCCCAGCAUGUCUUGUAUUUCAACCGGCUGGAAAAAUCGAUUAAAUGAGGUUUUUUUAAAAAUAUUCUUCUCUCAUUGAACAAAAAAAUGUUGAAAACACUCUUUUUGCAACGUUUAUUUGCCUUUUAUUUUUUUUAAGCUUUGCAUCCAUUUCGAUUCAUUAACAAGCGUUUCUGAGAAAGUCGAACCCUAGAACGCCGAAGUGGUCCCUUGAGGGGUAACCUUUCAAAUGAGAAAAACUUCGCGUCAUAGAGGUACUAGAAAAGAUGGCCACUCUAGCAUUUUAGUUAGUGGCCACUCUAGAGAAGCAUCCUAGUAGUUCCUAUACGUCUUUUUAUCUUUCAAGUCAUAACAAAAAGUGUAAAAAACACUAUAGGGACUACUUAAGCUUUAAGGGCUUUGUUGUUAAAUGUUAAACCCUAGAGGGACCAGCUCAUUUUUAGUCUUUUAAGAAACGUUGUUUGUCUUCUGUAGGCGCUGUUAUUUUCCCUAGUCCCUCUAGGGGCCACUCUGAAGUUCCUAAGAAUGUGAAAAGUUUUGGUCUUCUUACUUCGAUCCUCUUUUGGAACAUUUUUGGCUCUACGUAUUGUUAUUUUUUGUUUGUUUGCAGAUGCUCCGACACGUCUCGGCCAUGAUUGAGCACAGCAAAAAUUAUGUCAACACGUUUUAGUGAGUUUUUGUUGACUUUUCGCUAGAUAUUUGCCCAAAAUUUCCAGCAAACUGACCAUUUCCGUCAAUCAACUGUGUGAUGAGAGCUUCUCUGGGAACGCCCUCGCUCAGGCGACUUUUCAGGUUCUUUUUUAGAUUUUUAAAAUUUCUUCUUCGGAUGAGAAAAAGCUAUCCUUUGAAGUUUGAAGUAAUUAGUGUUUCUUUAGUUUGAAAAAGGGUUUUUUGGGUUUUUGGGAUUCUGUCGGAUUUUUUCGGUUGUUUUUCAAUUAAAAUUGGAAAAUAUGUCUACAUUUGUAGUGGGAAAUUUCGCAGACUCGUGACUCAAAAAAAUCCAAUUUUUUUCUCUUUUUUUCUUGUUCUGAAGUUUUAUUUUAGUUUCGCGUGGAAGAAACAAUAAAAAAAGAUCUUUUUUUGAGACGAUCAUAAAAUUUCAAUGAUUUUUUUUGAGUUUCUAAGGCGUUUUUUUGGUUUGCUCAGCGUUUUAUACCUUGUUUCAUUAUUCAAAUUUAUAAAAUUUUAAUAAUUUUUUUUGAGCUCUGGUCAUUUUUUACCAAACUUAGUUUUUUAGUGUUUGGGGUUCAUUUUCAUUUUUUAAGGCUUUUUUUCAAGGCUUAGGAAACAAAUUUAUCUUGACGGGAAAGAAUUUUUUCGGUUCCUUUAAUGGUGUUUUGGCCUAGACUUAAUUGAAAUUUCGUUUGGAGAAAAUUUUUCAGGUCCUUUUUUGUGCUUCAGUGUAAUUCUAGCUCAAUAACUGCUUUUUAAUAGAAUCAUUUUUUUGUUGAAAAAAAUCUUCAGAAUAUCCAUUUUUUUCCUUUUUAUGAAAAAUAGGAAUAAUUUUACAUAUUGUCAAGUUGGAAUUUGAGGCGCUUUCCGACGCCUACGCCCACACGGUCAGCCUCUCCAGAACCUACUACGAACACUCGAACAUCGUUCUCUACACAAAGUUGUCCAAUUUCAUCAAGGAGUGAGUGAAAAAUUAAUCAACCAAUUAUUUUUUAGUCAUAGACUAGGCGGUGAAGGGGGGAUACAAGUAAAAAAAUCUUUUCGGUUGAGCGAAAAAUCAGAAGACCCCUAUAGGGACCACUCAAGCUUUGGGGACUUACGGGUCAGACUCUAAACCAAUAUAAAGUCAAUCCAAAGUUUAGCCCUCUAGGGAACACUAUUUUCCCCCCAUAGAUGCUAUUUUUGUUCCUGAUCCCUCCAGGGACCACUCAAACUUUGUCAUAUUCUCACAGAAAAGAUCAUAUACCUUUCUUCAAUCAAUCAGUCAGUAUUUAUCCUGUUUGAAUAAAGAAUGAAUUUUUUUCAAAAACGAAAUUUUAAAAAAAUACGACCCUUUUUUUCCAGCCAGAUUUUGCACCUUUUUAUGAUUCUUAUCAUUUUUUUAAGGAAAUAGGAAUUUUUUUCACCUACUUAAUGUUCUUCUUUUUGAAGUUUAUUAAUUGAACAAGUUUUUUUCUAGCCGAAAGGAAAAAAAUAGUUUUUUUAUUCAGAGAGAAAGAGAGAGAAAGUAUCUUGAAAAAGAAGCAAAAAAACUAUUCGAAAAAAAUAUUGAAUUUUUUUCCCGUUUUUCAAAAGUUGACAACGAUCAUCGGAGUGUAGUAAUGUAACAGUUUUUCGAAGCUUUUAUGUUCAUUUUGAAACGUAUUAUGGUAUUGAGAAAAGAAAUGAAGGGAAUACAAUUUUAAAAAAUAAUUUUAAGACAUCAUUGCUCUUUAACUUUCAUUUUUUUUUUCUUCUUCCGAUUAUCUAUGAACACAAGCCCCUACAGAACCAGCUAGACCUAAAAAAAGACAGAAAAAAGACGAAAAAAAUAUCAAUUACAACUAAAUUUUACAAUGAAACUAUAUAACUUUCCUGUUAUAGGGUGGCCUUAUUGUGGUAAAUAAGUAGUUGAAAAAUUCUUAAGAAGUCCAGAGUGGCCUCUAAAGGGGCAAACUAAGGGGCCUUGGAGAGUCCCCUCUAGGGACCACUUUACCAAUUCCUAUAGGGGCCAUCAAAGCUUGCAAAAGUGGUCCAUAUAUAUGACAUGCUAGUUGACAUUUGGUAUGAACUCUAAGACCCCUAUAGGGAUCACUUAAGCUUCAGGGGCUGAGAAGUCAGACCCUAAACACCUACAGGGACCACCUUGAUUUUACCUCUAUUAGGAUCGUUUUUCCUCUGACCCCUAUAGGGACCAUUCUGGAAUUUCUAAGUUGGUUUGAAACCAAUAAUAACGAAAACAAGCGAGAUUUGAAAUUUUUCAAAAAGGCUUUGGAAUUCCUCCCUUCAUUUAUUCAAAAGGGCUACGAGUUUUUUUUUUUAAAAAGCGACAAUUUUUCCAGUGAACUCCAAAAAGUCACCGAGUCCCGAGCACACUUCGACAACAUGUCGGCGUCGAUGGACGAGGCUCUGGCGAAAAAUGCGGCGGCGUCCCGGUCGAAGCCCGUCGACGCCGUCGAGGGCAGGAACGCCCUCACCGCGGUACUCUUUCUUUCAUUUUUGGAUCUUCAGGCUUUUAAGUUUUUCGAAAAUUUUACAGUUAUAUCAACUUUACUGUUUUUUUUUCAUUUCUUUGAAUUUAUUUCUUUAGUGACCACUUCACCAACCCCUAUAGGGGCCACUCAGCUUCGCAAAAGCGGUCCUUAUAGGGGUUUUAGUUAGUGGCUCCUCUAGGGGCAUGCUAGUCAAUAAUUUUGAUGAACUUUAAGCGAAGAAGCAUUUCCAUGCGGAAAACUGAAUAAAUAAGCGUUGUUUUUAAAUGAAAUUGCAGGACCCCUAUAGAGACCACUUAAGCUUGCAAAAGGGGUCCCUUUAGGGGACAUGCUACUCGAAAUUUCUUAUGUGCUCUAUGCUAAGAAGCGUUUCAAUGCAAAAAAUAAAAUAAAUAGGCUUUUUUCAAACAAAGUUUGAAGACCCCUAUAGAAACCACUUGAGCUGUACGAGCUAAGGGAUCAGACGCUAAACCCCUAUAGGGACCACUUUUUCGUCCCCUAUAGGGCUGUUUUCCCCCUAACCCCUAUAGGGACUAUUCCAGUAUUCCUAAGAAAGUUUGAAAAGUUCGAGAAAAAUGCACUCCAUCCAAGCUAUUUGCCCAGGUGAAAACUACCCACUCCGAACUCUUUUUUUUCCAAAAAAAAAGAAACAACCUCUCAGGUUGGCGCUUGCUUCGCACACACGACGCUGGACUACGUGGCGCAAAUCAAUAUUGCUCAUGCACACAAGGAUCACAUGAUCAUCGACGCGGUUCGUCCUGAAGACUUCUAGAAUUGACGUCUUCUGAUGGAUUGCAGCUGUGGACCCUGGUCCGCGAGACGUCGGCCUUCUUCGCCAAGGGCCACGCCGUCUUCGACGAGUGGACCGCCUCGGACAACGGCGCCGUCGCCGAUUCCAUCUCCGCCUACACCUCGAAGAGCAAGAUCGUCGAGAGGAAGAUGCAGGACGUCCACAGCCUCGUUCCCAAGGUAGGCGUGGGGUUUGUGAAAGAUAAAUACGGAAAAUGA
Messenger RNA from Caenorhabditis auriculariae, 8095 nucleotides. NCBI's taxonomy places the organism in Eukaryota, Metazoa, Nematoda, Chromadorea, Rhabditida, Rhabditidae. The record is from the annotation of a GenBank genome assembly.